Messenger RNA from Ornithorhynchus anatinus (platypus), 4466 nucleotides. RefSeq names its product inhibitor of growth family member 3 (gene ING3). Gene Ontology annotation, cellular component: NuA4 histone acetyltransferase complex. The record is from RefSeq and is a predicted model, not a curated record. The transcript has 12 exons. Lineage: Eukaryota; Metazoa; Chordata; Mammalia; Monotremata; Ornithorhynchidae. Gene Ontology annotation, biological process: regulation of DNA-templated transcription. Bases 156 to 1406 code for a protein of 416 amino acids.
GCGCCAAAGGGUUUUUUCCGGCCGAGCCGAACGGCCGCUGCGAGCGGAGGCGCCAUCUUGGAAGGGACAAAAACUCCGGCGACGACGAGUGACAUAAACAGACCUCCCCCCCUUCCCCCGCCCCGGAUCCCAGCCCCCCAGCGCCGAGGGCCGCGAUGUUGUACCUAGAGGACUAUCUGGAGAUGAUCGAGCAGCUGCCUAUGGACCUGCGCGACCGCUUCACCGAGAUGCGCGAGAUGGACCUGCAGGUGCAGAAUGCAAUGGAUCAACUAGAGCAGAGAGUCAGUGAAUUCUUCAUGAAUGCAAAGAAAAAUAAGCCGGAAUGGAGGGAAGAACAAAUGACAUCCAUCAAAAAAGAUUACUAUAAAGCUUUGGAAGAUGCAGAUGAGAAGGUGCAGUUGGCCAAUCAGAUCUAUGACUUGGUAGAUCGACAUUUGAGAAAGCUGGAUCAGGAAUUGGCUAAAUUUAAAAUGGAGCUAGAAGCAGACAAUGCCGGAAUUACAGAAAUAUUGGAGAGACGGUCACUGGAACUAGAUACACCUUCACAGCCUGUAAAUAACCACCACGCCCAUUCACAUACUCCGGUGGAGAAAAGAAAAUACAACCCAACCUCACAUCAUGCGACAGCAGAUCACGUUCCUGAAAAGAAGUUUAAAUCCGAAGCUCUCCUAUCCACUCUCACUUCAGAUGCCUCUAAAGAAAAUACACCAGGAUGCCGAAACAAUAAUUCAUCAACCUCUUCCAACAAUGCUUACAAUGUGAAUUCCUCUCAGCCAUUGGCAUCCUAUAACAUUGGCUCGUUAUCUUCAGGCACUGGCGCUGGGGCUAUUACCAUGGCAGCGGCUCAAGCAGUGCAGGCCACGGCCCAGAUGAAAGAAGGCAGAAGAACGUCAAGUUUAAAAGCCAGCUAUGAAGCUUUUAAGAAUAAUGACUUUCAGCUAGGAAGAGAAUUUUCAUUAGCCAGAGAAUCGACUGGCUAUUCAUCAUCAGCAUUGGCAUCUACGUUAACACAGACACUUUCAUCAACAACAGACUCCCGCAGUGGCCGAAAAAGCAAAAGUAACAACAAGUCUUCAAGCCAGCAGUCGUCAUCGUCCUCAUCCUCUUCCUCCUUGUCGUCGUGUUCAUCGUCAUCGGCCCUCGCACAAGAACUGUCUCAACAAACAGCAGCAAUACCCGAGUCCGACUCAAACAACCAGGUGGAUUGGACUUACGACCCCAAUGAGCCACGUUACUGUAUUUGCAAUCAGGUAUCCUAUGGUGAAAUGGUGGGAUGCGAUAACCAAGAUUGUCCUAUAGAAUGGUUCCAUUAUGGAUGUGUUGGAUUGUCAGAGGCACCAAAAGGAAAAUGGUACUGCCCACAAUGUACUGCUGCAAUGAAGAGAAGAGGCAGUAGACACAAAUAAAAUUUUGACCUUCAGUCAAAAACAAAAACUUCACGCUAAAUUUUUUUUUACAGGACUUAAACUAUCACAUUUCCUGGUAACCACUUAAGGGAUAGGCAGUCUUAUAAGAUCAUGAACUAUUCAUUUUACUAGUCGUGUUUUAAUAAUGUAAGUAAAUUAUUUAUGCACUUCUGGUGUGUUACAAAUACUAUUCCAGUUAGCCUUGGAAUAUUUCACUGGCCAACAUAUGCAGACAUUUGCUCUCUCCAACCGUUUUCUCAAGGUAACGGGCAUUCUGUGAUUUAGGCAUCGAAGAAUUCCAACGACGAAGAUUCGAAGAGAAGUAUUUUAUAUUCAACAGGUAUAUUCUGCUGCAUGUCCUGAGCUGUACUCCAGAGCUGUCCUGUAACACUAUGUAUAUAAGCGGUCGCAGAAAACGUCAGUGCUUCGAAAAAGAUAAUGGUUUUUAAAAUGCCUUUAUAGCUUUGUUUCUUUGUGAAACUAAAUUCAGCAGGCUGAAGAAAAUGGUUCAUGAAUAAAAUGGGCUGGUGUCCUCUAGAGUACUCGGGUACAUAAACAGAAACUCCUGUAGAGUAAAAUCUAAUCUGUGCCAUUAUAGUCUUUAUAUGUUUCUGCCCCCAAAGAUGGGGCAGUUCAUGAGGCAGGGGUGGGGUGAUGGGGGGAGGGGGGUGUUAAAAGUGAUAAAUUUUUAUACCAAAUGUGUUUAUUUUUUUGUGCGAGUAAUCCUUAAAAUUGGAAUUGUAUUAGGUGUUCAAAUAAAACAUUUUUUAAAUUGCUGGUAUUUAUGAUUUACCUGCUUAUAGAAAUCACAGUGAAAAUGUCUGAAGUCCAAAUCCCUUUUUACUUUACUUCCUGUUUCUGAGAAAAGUUAGCGACUGAAGACACAGCCUGCUCUGAAGUUGUCUGUUUUCCUAUUAUUUGGAAUCGAUGAUAUGAAAAUGCGGGGGUGGGGGGGAGGGGAACCUUUUAAUAUACAUUUUAAUGCAAAUGUAUUUUUGUAGGAUCUGCUUCAGGCUAUUAUGUCAUAGUCUGAGGGAGAAAAGAGAAAUUGGUAGCUAUUGAUAAAAUAAGAAAGGUGGUCAGAAAUUCCAACCCUUGAGAAAAUGUGGUCUGAAUGAACCUGGUGUUAAAACUAGGUUCUAGUUCUGAUUCUGUCGUCGAAUUGAUUUCAGCCAGGUUGGCCUAAAGCCGCUCUAAGCUUCCGUUUCCCUCUGUCAGAAUUGAGGUGUUACUCCUCCCUUCGUCUCAAAGACGAGAGGUCGGAUCUGUGACUGUCCAACAGAAUUCUGAAGCUCCAGAGUGAGCGCUGGUUUAAUUCUAAAUUUAGUUGUUGGGGAAGGGGUGGUUGGGUUCUGGAUUGGUGGAAAUUACCUUUAGAGUGGAAAAACCUUUAGAAAAAAAAAACCGUCUGUGGCAUUGUUAUUUUCCGAUACUGUCGAUAUUGGAAGCCUUUUUUAACCCUUCAGUAAAGAAUCCCGUAAAGUUUCCUAGGGGUUGCCCUUGAAGAACGUCAACGCUGCCCUGGCCACACAGUACAACCGGUUUGAGCUCGUCUGUGUACGAGAACCGACUUUCCUUUCAAGUGAGUUUUGUUCGUAGCCAGCCUUGAUGGCUCCCCGGCAUUAUUCGGUUACGCCAUCCAACUCAUUGGUUCUCUGAUCCUUGGUGAUAGGUUAAGGAUUCCUGCCCGGUCCACCGCUACUCGUUGUAAUGAAGCCCUCCCUUGGGCUGUGGUGAGCAGUCCCAGCUGCGCCACAUUAAUAGUAAUAAUGACCCGGUGGUACUUGUUUUAAGAGCUUCCUGUGUGCCAAGCACUGUACUAAGCACGGGGGUAGAUGCGCGACUAUCAGGUCAGAGUCCCGGAUCACACUCGCGGUCUAAGCGGGAGCGAGAACGGGUUUCGAAUCGCCAUUUUCCAGGUUAGGAGGCUGAGGCUCCCAAGGCCACACAGCAGGCAAGUGGCAGAACUGGGAUUAGAACCCUGGUCUGGGACUCCCGAGCCCCUGCACUUUCCACUAGGCCACGCUGCUUCCCACCCCGCUCCAGCCACUGGAGGCAUUUUGAGUGGGUGCAUCUCUCUCGUUCACUAGAUCAAUUAUAAAAAUGGAAAAAAAAAAAAAUCACACUUUGUCAAGGGUGGACGGUUGGAAGUUGAGGCUUCGAAAUCUAUGACCUUUGAAUCGGGCUGUACUUAGCAACUUCUGUCUCCUGAUCUUUCAUUUGGAAUUCCGGGAUGGUUUUUGUUCCAAGCGAAUGUACGACGUGAUCUUGUAAACCAAAAGUUUGUGAACCUGGUUGGUAAUGGCAAUGCCCUCGUUAGAGCCGAUCAUUAUAUAUGCACAUAUAUAAUGGGGCCCAGAAUGGAGCUACCUCAGCCCAGGACACGUGCCCCGCUUGUGCAACGUGAGACACUGAGGAGCACACUGGGUUUAUCUGGUAUUGUAAAGUGCACAUUCAGACUCUCUAAUGUAUACAAUUUUAUGUUAAACUUGAUACUACAAAACAAUCCAAACGUGGUCAGAUCAUCAUUUUUAGGUAGUGAAAAUUGAGGCCUUACUGCCAUGGAGUGUAUAAGAAACUGUUCGUAGUGACGUAUUUGAAGCAAUAAAUGGCUUGAUUCAAUUUCUUAAAUGAACCCGAGUGUUUGAUCACCAUGAAAUGCUGUUAUUUUACAAAGAUAUUUGACUGUUGAAUAUUUUUCUUUCCUUUCGUGGAGAAAGGCAGGAGAAGAGUCGGUCAUCCAAAAAUAGCCCUUUUAAAAAUCCUUCAACGUGGAUCUUAGCGGUCACCGCCUUGGAUUUUUUCGUUGAUAUUUUUGUUUGAGUGGGGAUCUGGGGACUCGGGUCCUGGAAAGUGCAACCGUAACAUAAGCUCAGUGAAAUCUGAGCUCGUUUGGCUUCAGGCCAGGAUGGUAAUGUGGGCAUGCGAAUAAGAUAUUUGAUUUUUCUGGACCAUAAUUGACUGUAAUACUCCCGAUUUGUUCAUAUACUGCGAUGCUGUAUUUUAAAUGCACUGGAACCUUAAAAGGUAGAUUUGAGAGAAAUAAAAUCCUCAAAAUAA